Messenger RNA from Musca vetustissima, 2061 nucleotides. Its product is annotated as protein VAC14 homolog. The record is from RefSeq and is a predicted model, not a curated record. Bases 1 to 2061 code for a protein of 686 amino acids. The transcript is spliced from 9 exons. NCBI's taxonomy places the organism in Eukaryota, Metazoa, Arthropoda, Insecta, Diptera, Muscidae. Gene Ontology annotation, biological process: phosphatidylinositol biosynthetic process; positive regulation of kinase activity. Gene Ontology annotation, cellular component: endosome membrane; PAS complex.
AUGGAAAGUGUUUAUGCCCCGUUGAGUGAAUCCUGUGCCAAGGCACUGGGAGAUAAAGUUUAUGAGAAACGGAAAUUGGCCUCGCAGGAAAUAGAAAAAAUGGUUACCGAAUUCAAUGCCAAAAAUAAUUCCGCACAAAUACGCAAACUAAUUGAAGUGCUGUCAAAUGAUUUUGCCUCAUCGAGAGAUGCAAAUAAACGCAAGGGUGGAUUAAUUGGAUUGGCUGCCACCAGCUUGGGUCUGGGCAAAGAUUCCUCCAAAUAUGUUAGUGAACUUGUUACUCCGAUUUUAAAUUGUCUUAGCGAUCAGGAUUUGAGGGUUCGAUAUUUUGCCUGUGAAUCGCUGUAUAAUGUGGUUAAGGUGGCACGUUCUUCGAUUAUACCAUUUUUCCCAGAUUUAUUUAGCGCCUUAAGUCGCCUUGUCGCCGAUUCCGAUCAAAUGGUUAAAGACGGCAGUGAAUUGUUGGAUAGAAUGCUAAAAGACAUUGUAACGGAAUCAUCGCAAAAUUUCAAUUUGGAAGCAUUUAUACCACUACUGAAGGAACGUAUUUAUGUUAAAAAUUCAUAUGUACGACAAUAUGUUAUCUCUUGGAUAUCGAUAUUGAAUGCCGUGCCCGAAAUCAAUAUGGUUACAUAUUUGACAGAUAUUAUCGAUGGCCUGUUUACCAUGCUCGAGGAUAAUACCCAGGAAAUACAGAGAAUGUGUGAGACAACAUUGACACAAUUUUUAAAAUCCAUACGUAAUGAUUCGAGUUCGGUGCGUAUGGAGGAUACAAUUAAUAUUUUAAUCACACAUGCCCAAUCACCAAAUGAGUUGAUAAAGUCUACUGCCAUAACAUGGAUACGGGAAUUUGUUAUUAUAUUUGGUUCACAAGUUUUACCCUAUGCCAGUGGUAUUUUUACAGCCAUCCUACCCUGUCUGGAGUAUAAUAAUGAUAAUAUGAAAAACAUAAAAGAAUGUGCCGUUUCGGUCAACAAAUCGAUGAUGAAAUUGGUGUCCUCCAAAGAACAUAAAUCACAAAAUAUUGAACAAUUAGAUUUACGAUCGAUAAUGGCAGUUUUAUCACAAUAUUUAACACACAAUUCGGUACAAACCAAAGUUGCGGUAUUGGAAUGGAUACAUCAUUUGAUUAUACAUUUUCCCAAUGAGAUGUCAAACCAUUCCAGCCAAUUGGGUAAUAAUUUGCUAAAUAUUUUAUCGGAUAAUUCCGAUGAGGUUGUAUUGCGGUGUAUAUCGGUUUUAGCGGAAAUUGUCAACUCACAACAUUCGAAAGAAACAACCGACUUCAAUAAGGCCCAUUAUAGGAAAUUCCUUUUAAGUCUUGUUAACCUAUUUAGUGAAGACAAAAGCAUUUUGGAUUAUAGAGCCAGUCUGAUAAUCAGACAACUAUGUGUCUUAUUAAAUGCUGAAUAUAUUUAUUUAACAUUUGCCGAAAUCAUUAUCGAAGAGGUUAGCAAUUUAAAAUUUGCAUCACUUUUGGUACGACUUUUAAACAGUAUUCUAAUGACAUCAUCCGAACUGUUUGAAUUGCGUACCACGUUGAGAGAUAUUUCAAAUCCCAAUUCGGCCAACUUAUUUAAGACACUCUAUUUAAGUUGGGCCCAUUGUCCGGUGUCGACAAUAUCUAUAUGUUUGUUAUCACAAAGUUAUCAACAUGUAUCACAAUUGGUGAAUCUGUUUGCUGAAAUAGAAAUAACUUUGGAGCUACUAACAGAAUUGGAUAAAUUAGUGCAAUUAAUAGAAACACCCAUAUUUGCGUCUCUUCGCUUAACAUUGGUCUCCAAAGACAAUAAUUGCGCAGAUGCCCAAUAUUUGGCCCAUGCUUUGUUCGGUAUUCUCAUGCUGCUACCUCAGACCGAUGCUUUCAAUAUGUUGAAAAAUCGUUUACAAUGUAUACCAAACUAUUGGGGACAACAGCCAAUCAGUGAAAAAUAUUCCCUACAAUACAAGAGUAAUAUAAAUUUUGUCGAACUAUUGGAACACUUUAAGAAAGUCCAAAGAACUCAUCGUGAACAACGUAUGACACAGCGUAAACGUAGUGUAUUAGUUAAUGAUAUUUAA